Spinacia oleracea (spinach) is the source of this 2628-nucleotide messenger RNA. RefSeq lists its product as uncharacterized. The transcript has 6 exons. NCBI's taxonomy places the organism in Eukaryota, Viridiplantae, Streptophyta, Magnoliopsida, Caryophyllales, Amaranthaceae. The coding region runs from base 1 to 2628 and encodes 875 amino acids. The record is from RefSeq and is a predicted model, not a curated record.
AUGAGGGACGACGGCGAGGAAGUGUUACCUAGGAAGUCUAACCCUAGAAACGAAGGUGAGAGGAGAGAGAAAAGUGAGAGGGGGAGAGAGGCUCGGCUCUCCUCAGACCAAGCACCGAGAAAUGAAGGUGAGAGGAGAGAGAAAAGUGAGAGGGGGCGAGAGGCGGGAGGGAGGCAGAUUCUCACCCCGAAAUCUGCUCUUCAACAUCAACAAAGUUCACAGGUCAGGGAUGAUUUCAAUGCGUGGCUUAAUGGGCUACAAUCAGGUAACGAUGCUCGUUCUCAUUUUCAAUCGAAAAAUGGCGCGAAUCGAAUUUCUGAUCAAAUUUUGCAAUCUCUUGAUAAUGUUGAUAAUACUGUGAAUGAGCAUAUAGGAAGACACAUUAAUAACUUGAAUACUGAACCCCUACCUGAGAUUGUACAAAUUGAACUUGAAGAUAUACAGGAUGAGAUUUCGUUUUGGGAAUCUGCAAUUUUACUCUAUGUGUUAGGGGAUAACCCACCACAGAAUGUCAUGGAAGGCUAUGUAAGGCGUAUUUGGGCGAAAUUCGGGGUAGACAAGGUCUCACUGGUGGGAAGGGGAUUGUUUCUAGUUCGUUUUACCACCAUGGAAAACUGUCAAAAGGUCAUCAAUGGGGGUUUUCAGUUUUUUGAUGGGAAACCUGUAGUUGUGAAACCUUGGUCUGCUGACAUGAACAUAGCCAAGGAACCCACUAAGAAAUUGCCAAUAUGGAUCCAAUUGCCUCGAUUGGAAGUGAAAUAUUGGGGGGACAAAAGUCUUGCUAAGAUUGUAAGCCAUUUUGGUACCAUGAUCAAAGUGGAUCAGGAUACUCUGAAUAGAGAUAAACUAAUGUUUGCCAAAGUUCUUGUUGAGGUAGACAUUGACCAAAAAUUCCCUAAUGUGAUACAAUUCCUUAAUAAGAAUGGAGUGACCAGGAAAGUCUGGAGACCAAAAGUUGUCUCACAAGCAUCAACCACAAGGGAGGAGAUAGAUAAGGAUACUCAAGCUAUCACUUCUAGUUGUUUUGUUCAAGCCACAAGGUUUAGCAAACAUAGAGGCCAACAACUAAAGCCUGUCAAUACUGCAAACAAGUUCCAGAUGCUCAGUGUUGAAGGAGAUAAUGAUUCUGUGGAGAUUCAGGUGGAACACUCUAAUGAGGUGGGAUUGAACAGGAAGCAAAAACAGCUAAAAGUGAGAGAGAUGAUCUCUUAUCACAAAGCUAAACUGUUCAGUCUCCUUGGUACUAGGGUGAAGGCUUCAAAAAUGGGUAAUCUCUAUUUGAACCUUUGCCCUACUUGGUGUUUUUCUACAAACAGUAGUUGUCACAACAAUGGGAGAACUGUUAUUGCUUGGGAUGCAGCUGCUUUUACCAUUGAUAUUAUUCAUAUGACUAGCCAGGUCAUUCAUUGUUCUGUUACUCCCUCCUCCACUCAGGAGUCUUUCUUUUGCACCUUUGUCUAUGGACUGAAUACAGCUAGGGAAAGGGAAGCUCUGUGGAACACUCUCUCAUAUGUGGCUAGGGUAUGCAGUACCUCUUCUUGGAUCACUAUGGGGGAUUUCAAUGCCAUUAUGGAGUUGGAAGACAGGAUUGGGUCCAGGGUGUUAGCCAACUCCAACUGGGGUGAUUAUUUUGAGAAUGCAGAAGCUUGCUUCUUACCUGAGGAGGAUUUUGAUCACUGUCCCAUGGUUCUUAGUACUCACAAAACUGAUGCUGUGAAGAGACCUUUUAGGUUCUACAAUAUGUGGACCUCCUCUCCAAAAUUCCUAGAGAUUGUUCAGACACACUGGUGCAAAGAGUAUGUUAGAUGUAGGGAUGAGUUCCUGUCUGCUCAGAAGCAGCUUCAUUCCAACCCCACUAAUUGUGAGAUGGCUACUGAUGAAAGAGAUUCUGCUGAACAAUACAGAGCUGCCAAAGCAAAUUAUGACUCUUUUAUGCAUCAGAGAGCCAAACUCCACUGGCUAGAACAUGGUGAUGAAAAAUCCAAAGCUUUUCACCAAAGCAUCAAGCAAAGAAGAAAGCAGAAUCAGAUCUAUUCCUUGCAAACUGGUGAUGGAGAAUGGAUCAACUCUAGUGAAGGGGUUCAGAAGGCUUUUUUGGACUUCUACAGCAAUCUUUUCAGGUCAUCAAUGGCUCACAGGAUUCCUGUAAAGUCUACUAUUGUUGACAGAGGGGUUAGACUCUCUAACACCCACAUUGAUAUGCUUGACUGCAACUUUUCUAUGGAAGAUAUCAAAGGGGUUCUUGACUCUAUUCCAAGCAAUAAAGCCCCUGGUCUUGAUGGCUUCAAUAGCUUCUUUUUCAAAUCCUCCUGGGAUAUCAUUAAAACUGAUCUUUGCAGUUCCAAUCAAGACUUUUUCAGAACUGGCAAACUCCUCAAAGAAAUCAAUGUUACUUCAAUCACCCUGAUUCCAAAAGUGAGUGUUCCAUCUUCAGUGAGUGACUUUAGACCAAUUGCCUGUUGUUCUGUAGUUUACAAAUGUAUUUUGAAGCUCCAGUGUGCCAAGCUCAACACAGUGCUGCCUGACAUCAUAUCACCAAACCAGGGUGCCUUUGUAGCUGGCAGAUCAAUCUUGCAUAAUGUUCUUGUGUGUCAGGACAUCACAGGCCAACUGCUUUAUGAAACUUGA